Diaporthe citri is the source of this 1419-nucleotide messenger RNA. RefSeq lists its product as uncharacterized. Bases 1 to 1419 code for a protein of 472 amino acids. Gene Ontology annotation, molecular function: iron ion binding; steroid hydroxylase activity; heme binding. The transcript has 3 exons. The record is from RefSeq and is a predicted model, not a curated record. NCBI's taxonomy places the organism in Eukaryota, Fungi, Ascomycota, Sordariomycetes, Diaporthales, Diaporthaceae.
AUGGAACUAUACAAACAAGCCUCUGCCUACUUUGGCCACAGUGGAGGACCUUACUCCCUGUACGUGCUGGGCCAGCAGCUCAUUGUUGUGACACAACCAGAGCACAAAGCCCAGAUAUUCAAAGACAACGAAGUUUACAGUUUCGAUACAUUCAUCGAUCUUCUCUAUUCGCGAGUGGGUAACGUUUCAGAUGCUGCCUUAGCUAUUCUUUGGCGCAAACCUUGUGAUGGUUUCGUUUCACUGCAUCCGAACCCCAAGCAAAAGGUGCUUGUACACACUGGCCAAGAGCUACUCCACAAGCAAUUGCUUUCACCUGGACCCUCCAGAGACCUGUUGGUGAAGGCCGCGGUGAACCUGGAGCUUAAUAUGCGGUGGGAUGCGAUCGCUUCCACAGACAUGACCAGCCAGGCGGCGGACAGGACCGUUAAAGUCAUCGGCUUACACUCCUGGUGCCGCGAUGUAGCCAUUGGAUCCCAGACGGAUACGUUCUUUGGACCAUAUCUAAGCGAGUUGGAGCCUGACUACCGCCUAAUAUACGAUCAGUGGGAUAUCAAUUCCUGGAUGUCCACGUACUCGUACCCGAGUUUCAUGGCCAAACCGGCGACGGUGCCACGAGAGAAGCUGGUCAAGGUUAUAAUGGGCUACCUGGAUGGACCUCCGGAGAGAAAAUCCGAGAAUGUGGCUUACGUAUCCGAAUUGGAGCAAGAAAUGAGGCACGCCGGCCUUGACAGUGAGACUUGUGCACGAAUCUUGAUGAUGAUUCUGUGGGGUCUUAAUUCCAAUGUGCAAAUGACGACCUUCUGGGUCAUGGUUCACAUCCUGCAGGAUGCCGCCCUUGUAGCGGACGUCCGCAAGGAGAUCGUGCCCAUCAUGGAGGCUGUCAGCCGAACCAAGAGCAAUUAUUCCGAGAUGAUGCGGGAUGGUUUGUUUCGAUCGUGCCCGGUGCUCAACUCGGUAUUUAACGAGAUCCUUCGCUUCUACAACACGGGCUCUUCGAUGCGCGAGACAACACGCGAAGCGUGCAUCGCUGGGAAGACCAUCCCCAAAGGGACCAAGAUAAUUUUGCCCCAACGCCAACUUCUCCUUGCUCCUGAGGCUUUUGGCGAGGAUGCUCAGACUGUCAACCCAUACCGCUUCGUUCAGAACAAGGACAUUGAAAGACAUGAGUAUUACCGUCCAUUUGGACAGGGCAUCACUCACUGCAGCGGAAAGACCAUAGGUCGUUUUGAAGUAUUAGCCUUUGUAGCUUGGGCUCUGUGGAGAUACAAGCUCAAGGUGGUGGCCCUGGGUCAAAAGGCGAUCGAUGGAACCGAAGGCAAGACUGUGCCAAGGAUCGAUUUGAAGAAGCCAAGUCUAGGUAUCAGUAAGCAAAUAGAGGGAGAUGACCUGGUGUUGGAGGUCAGGCAGUGGAGUACAUGA